Messenger RNA from Musa acuminata subsp. malaccensis (wild Malaysian banana), 2430 nucleotides. The record is from RefSeq and is a predicted model, not a curated record. NCBI's taxonomy places the organism in Eukaryota, Viridiplantae, Streptophyta, Magnoliopsida, Zingiberales, Musaceae.
AAUUCGGCGUAGGCUUGAUUCAGAACGGAUUGCCUGUUCUUCAUCUGCCAGAGAAUGAGCCGCAGGACGCCGACGAGGAGGACGACGAUGAUGGAUUGCUUGAGCUCUGUGGGUCGAGAGGGAUAUGGCGGAUGGUGGGUGAAGUCAGAGCGAUGUUGCGGCGGAUGGGUGAUGGGGAAAUAAGCAUCUCCGCAUACGACACGGCAUGGGUGGCACUGCUCAAGAACAAAGACGGAAGUGGUGGCCCUCGGUUCCCGUCCAGCCUCCAGUGGAUCGUCGACAACCAGCUGCCGGAUGGCUCGUGGGGAGACGCUGUCAUCUUCUCUGCCCAUGAUCGGAUGAUCAACACCCUGGCCUGCGUCAUCGCUCUCAAGUCAUGGACCAUCUAUCCGGAUAUUUGGAGGAGAGGACUUGCAUUUAUCCGUGAGAACAUGUGGAGAUUGAGUGAGGAGGAAGCAGAGCUGAUGCCCAUCGGCUUCGAAGUCGCUUUCCCCUCCCUCCUUGACAUAGCCAAAGCGCUUGAGCUGGAGAUUCCCUAUGGUGACCCUUCUUUGCAGGAAAUCGACGCCAAGAGAAGUCUGAAACUGAAGCGGAUUCCAAGAGAUGUGAUGCAUGAAGUGCCCAACACGCUGCUAUAUAGCCUGGAAGGAAUGCCGGGCCUAGACUGGGACAGGUUGCUUCGUCUCCGGUGCUCUGAUGGCUCCUUUCUCUUCUCACCUUCCUCCACGGCUUAUGCUGUGAUGCAGACUGGUGAUGACAACUGCCUCGAUUAUCUCCAGAGAGUCGUCCAUAGAUUUGGUGGAGGGGUGCCCAACGUUUACCCCGUGGAUCUCUUCGAGCACCUGUGGGUCGUCGAUCGGUUGGAGCGUCUCGGGAUCUCUCGAUACUUGGAGCAGGAGAUCAAAGACUGCUUGGACUACGUAUACAGAUAUUGGACCGAGGACGGCAUCUGCUGGGCGAAGAACACGAGAGUACACGAUGUGGACGACACAUCGAUGGGGUUCCGACUGCUCCGGCUGCAUGGAUACGACGUCUCCGCCGGCGUGUUCCGGCAUUUCGAGAAGGACGGCGAGUUCUUCUGCUGCGCCGGGCAAUCGACCCAGGCGGUGACCGGAAUGUACAACCUGAACCGGGCGUCGCAGGUGGCCUUCCCCGGGGAGGAGAUACUGGACCGGGCCAGAAGCUUCUCCUACCUGUACCUGCGAGAGAAGCAAGCCGCCGACCAGGUGGUGGACAAGUGGAUCAUCACCAAGAACUUGCCGGGCGAGGUGGCGUACGCCCUGGACUUCCCCUGGUACGCCAGCCUGCCUCGCGUGGAGACGAGGCUGUACUUGGAGCAGUAUGGAGGCAGCGGCGACGUCUGGAUAGGGAAGACGCUCUACAGGAUGCCAUUGGUGAACAACGACGUGUACUUGGAGUUGGCCAAGUUGGACUAUAAUCGCUGUCAGUCUCUCCAUCAGCUCGAAUGGUUCGACCUCGAAAAAUGGUAUGAGGAGGCCGGUCUACGAUGGCACAGGGUGAAGCGGAGGAGCCUACUGAGGGACUUCUUUCUGGCGGCCGCUUGCGUGUUCGAACCGGACCGCGCGGUCGAGAGGUUGGGUUGGGCUCGGACCGCGACGAUGGCCACCGCCGUGUCGUCGUAUUUUAGCAGCGCCACGUGCACGGACGAGAUGAGGCGAUCGUUCAUCCUCGACUUCCUUGAUGAUCGAAGCGACGGCCAUGACAUUAGCAGGAUGGGAGGGAAGAAGGCGGGAGAAGUGUUGGUGGGUCUGCUCCGGCAGCUGAUCGAGCGGCUGGCGGCUGAUACACGGCCGGCCUUCCAACAACAGCUGGUCCGCCAUCAUUUACAACAAGCUUGGAAGGAGUGGUUGAUGGCAUGGCAUAGCGACGCGUCUGACGGAUUCGGAAGGGAAGAGACGGGGUUACUGCUGGUCAGGACCAUGGAAAGCUGUGCAGGGAGGUUCAGUUCGACGGAGUUAACGGUGACUCGUCCUAAUUACAGUCGGCUUUGUCAUCUACUGUCUUCCCUUUGUCAUAAUCUAAGGCGACGACAGAUGGUUGCCGCUAAGAGCAUCACAGAGGAGUGCGCUGUCACAAGCAGCUGCAAGGACAAGGCAGUAGAAGCAGAGAUGCAAGAGCUGGCUCGGUGUGUGCUGCAGACUUCAGAUGACCUCAACCACCACACCAAGCAAACAUUCCUUCUGGUGGCAAAGAGCUUCUAUUACGCUGCUCACUGCUCACCUGCUGCACUCCGCAGCCACAUCUCCGAGGUGCUCUUCAAGCCUGUGGCUUAGUGAGCUUCAUGAAAUAUGUGAAUGAGCAGUGUGAUGGAGCUUAACAAUUUGACAUAUUGCACUUUCUUCGGAAUCUUUGGGACUUCUUAUCAUGCUGAUUUCUUCGAAAGAUGUGAAUGAAUAAGUGAUGUAGUUU